CGAGCAGCUAAGUUAUCUCCCCCCGUGAACACUUCCAGUUCACUUGCACCAUCACUCUGGAUCAACGGUGUUAAACUAAGCCUGGCUCAGCGAUGACUUUGGCCGAGGCAGGAACGGCCACGGCCGCAGCGAACGGCUUCGCAGCAAGCAGAAAUGGAGGUAAGCUAAACCCGAGAGGCAAGCGUAAGUCCACUGGGACUCGGCGCAAGGUGUGUGCAAUCCAAUGGCACAAACCGCUGCAUCGGACACUGACGUAUGAUGUUACAUGCACUCUUUCGAUUAUUACAGGAGGAAAUGGAAAAGCUUGGAAAGGAAGUGGAAAAGUUGCAAGCCAAAAUUGAUACAUUUCAAAAGAACGAAGAGGCCAAACUGGAGCAAAAUCUGCGCGAGUCGAACUAUAUCCGCCAGGCUGUGCUGCAACAGCAAGCGUCGCUGGUAAACGUGCAGUCCGCACUGUCCAGAUUGACUACAACGCAGCCUGGAGCUCCCCAUGCGACGAGUAUUCGUCUUGGAAGUGAUUUUGAAGUGCGAUGGAAGACUUUAAAGGAAAUGAAGCCCAUCAAACUGCGGGCAGCGCAGCAUUAUUUGAAGGAAAGAGGGCGCUUUGUAGAUGAUACUAGUGUAUUCUCGUUCGCAACGCGCUUCAUAGAUCGGGACGGCUGCUCCUGUGGCCAGAUCUACGACGUCGUGCCAUUUGAAGGCGUCAGCUCUGUCAAGCUCGUGUUCGACGCGUUGCAGCACUAUUUUUCCAACAUGGAAAUCCGAGUUACAGAAAACCUGGGCGAUAUUACAAUUAGAGAAGAUGACGGCAGCUCCGAGCCGGGGAUUUCUCAGUGUCGUUUUGUGUCACACUUGACGAACGGCCCGGUGCUUGAAAUGAACACUAUCAUUUGCUCCGAGUUCAAAGAGGCUGAUGACGAAUUCGGAGCUGGCGGUCCAGUGGGGAUUUUCACAGAAGACUUUGUGGACCAGGACGAUCUGUAUCCGUAUUUCCCAGAAGAGCGGAUUCGUCAAGAUGCCACAGUCGUGACACAAGUGCGAUGUCAUGUGAAAAAAAAUCAGAAAUGACAAAGGGGCGGAAGAGGAACGACCAAUUGUUGUGAUGCAGCGCUGGGCUCAUUGCAGGACACACAAAACCAAAUUCCCGCUAUCAACUGAAAUUCUUCGCGAACUCAGAGAGAAAAGCACCCGUUGGAGCGACGCCAAGCUCGAUGCAGUCCGAGAGUUUGUCUACCACUCAAAGUAACUUCCAUACGGAAAAAAUAAAGCUGACUAAAGGUGUUUUUCAUGACGUGAAGGAUUUCAGAUGAUCAUUGGAAUUUGGUUUGUUUGAUAAACCCAAGCGCUGCGAUUCCCUUUGAGAAGAUGGUAACACUUCUAGUACUCCAACGUCGUACGCU
Molecule: messenger RNA, 1400 nt
Organism: Phytophthora nicotianae INRA-310
Lineage: Eukaryota; Oomycota; Peronosporomycetes; Peronosporales; Peronosporaceae
Exons: 3
Coding region: 256-1068 (270 amino acids)
Source: RefSeq, a predicted model, not a curated record